Messenger RNA from Lindgomyces ingoldianus, 1161 nucleotides. RefSeq lists its product as uncharacterized. The record is from RefSeq and is a predicted model, not a curated record. Lineage: Eukaryota; Fungi; Ascomycota; Dothideomycetes; Pleosporales; Lindgomycetaceae. Bases 70 to 1098 code for a protein of 342 amino acids. The transcript is spliced from 4 exons.
CUUACAUCUACUUCUUUCGGGUGCGUCCACUCGUUCUUGAGACAUUUCCCCCAAGAUCCAAUGUAAAUAAUGCCUCUUCACCGUCGUUUCACCGCGCGAAACGCACUCAUCGCUCUCCUUGUCUGGCUGUUCCUCGCCCUGCUCUUCCACCUCAAAGCAGAGCUAUGGCCGUCCCCAGUGGAACCCUCGCUCACCUCCCUCGAGCCUUCGAAUGAUGACCACCGAGAACCUAUCCCGCACGAUAAUGGUGGGAAUAAGGCAGGCGAAACUCCUGCGGUCGCAAAGCGUCGAACGGCUGUGGUUGUCGCCAGCCAACAGUUGGAGGACGCCACGUGGCUAGACGAGUACUUUCCACGGUGGGAGAAGAAUAUAUAUAGGGUUGAUGAUAAGAGUGCGCCGCUAACUGUACCUAAGAAUAAAGGACGGGAAAGCAUGGUCUAUUUAACCUUCAUCAUAGACAAUUUCGACAAACUGCCAGACAACAUAUUGUUCCUCCACCCGAAUCGAUACCAGUGGCAUAACGACGACCCUGACUACGAUGGGCUUCCCAUGCUCAGGCACUUCCAGAUCCCAUACCUUGAGAAGGAAGGAUAUGUGAACAUUCGAUGUGCGUGGUCCCUAGGGUGCCCUUCCGAGAUCAAGCCUAUCGCCGAGGAGGGCGAGCAUCGCGCGGCUGUACACGCUGGAGGGGACUACAAGCAGGGCUAUGAGGCCCUGUUUCCUGGAAAGCAAGUCCCUAGCAAUGUUGGUGUAAGCUGCUGUGCGCAGUUCGCAGCGACUAAGGAAAAGGUGUUGGAAAGACCAAAGAGCGACUAUGUGCGCUACAGGGAAUGGUUGGUGGAUACGCCCUUGGACGACAGCAUCAGCGGGCGAAUUUUCGAAUACAGCUGGCAUAUGAUAUUUGGGAAAGAACCCGUUCAUUGCCCCACAGCCAAAGAAUGUUAUUGCAAGGUAUUUGGAUUUUGCUAUUUAGAGUGCCAGGAGGACGGAAACUGCGCUGGACGCUAUGAGCUGCCCCGAUUUUCAACACUACCAAACGGAUGGCCAUUUAUAGGUUGGAAAGGAGAAGAGCGCAAUCGGUCUGCGCCAGAAGAAUAAUAUCUGCCGCAUGCUUCCACUAUAGUGUCUCAUGCCAUCAAUCUUUGAGAACACGUCACUAUU